This is a messenger RNA of Epinephelus moara (kelp grouper), 5423 nucleotides long. It is a transcript of the gene gpr161b, whose product is annotated as G protein-coupled receptor 161a. Gene Ontology annotation, cellular component: membrane; recycling endosome. Gene Ontology annotation, biological process: G protein-coupled receptor signaling pathway. Bases 470 to 2053 code for a protein of 527 amino acids. The record is from RefSeq and is a predicted model, not a curated record. NCBI's taxonomy places the organism in Eukaryota, Metazoa, Chordata, Actinopteri, Perciformes, Serranidae. Gene Ontology annotation, molecular function: G protein-coupled receptor activity. The transcript has 6 exons.
AUGCAAACGUCUGCACUGACUACAUGUUGCAUCUGAAGCUAAAUAAAUGUACUUUUAAUGUUUUCAGCAGUGUAAUUAUGAGUAAAACGUACGUACAUUGUCACAACAAGCUACUCACCACGGAGAAAUAACGCUAACUGCGACAUGAACACAAGGCGAUUCCCACCCGGGGACCACCCACACACUGCAGGAGUCUGCGAGGAGAGGGAGUUGAAGCUGAGGUGGGAGGAGGACGCCAUUGCAGCCGCAGCUGGCCGUCUGUGAGACAAACGUUAUCAAACUUCACAAUGUCGGGGGGCUUUUGAGACACUUUAUUCAGACUCAGCCCCCUGUUACUGGGUUAUAGUGUGGACACGGACGAGUAGGAUGGACGGUUGGCCUUUCACGGGGGGAAAAUGUGGAGCCACAGCGCCGAGCCGAAGCAGUCUCCAACCAUUCCUUCACCUGUCUGGUGGCCCAGCCUCUCACCAUGAACAUCAGUAGGAACUGCACCACAGCGGGGAAUGGUGAGGGUCUGGCUGCCCUGGAGUCGGUCUCCAUUGUGACCAUCACGCUCCUCGCCUGCCUCGGAAACCUCCUGAUAGUGGUGACCCUCUAUCGCAGGCCUUAUCUGCUCACGCCCAGCAACAAGUUUGUGUUCAGCCUGACCCUGUCCAACCUGCUGCUGUCCGUGCUGGUGUUGCCGUUCGUGGCCGUGAGCUCGGCAAAGAGGGAGUGGGUGUUUGGGGUGGUGUGGUGUAACUUCACCGCCCUGCUCUACCUGCUCAUCAGCUCUGCCAGCAUGCUCACCCUUGGUGCUAUUGCCAUUGACAGGUACUACGCAGUGCUUUACCCAAUGAUCUACCCCAUGAAGAUCACAGGAAACCGGGCGGUGGUUGUCAUCGCCUAUGUGUGGCUGCACUCCCUGGUGGGCAGUCUGCCUCCUCUUUUCGGCUGGUCCUCCUUUGAGUUUGACUGCUUCAAGUGGACCUGUGUUGCAUCUUGGCACAGAGAGCCGAGCUACACCGCCUUCUGGGUCACCUGGUGCAUCCUCCCCCCCUUGUUCAUCAUGCUGGCUUGUUACGGUGUAAUUUUCCGUGUUGCCCGUAUGAAAGCCAGGAAAGUACACUGUGGGACAGUUGUCGUGGCCCAGGAUGACUCCACUGGAGCUCAGAGGAACGGACGCAAAAACUCAAGCACCUCGACUUCCUCUAAUGGUAGCCGGCGGAGCCUGGUGUACGCAGGGAGCCAGUGCAAAGCCUUUGUAACCAUCUUAGUGGUGAUCGGCACCUUCCUCAUGACCUGGGGGCCGUAUGUUGGGGUGGUGUGCACGGAGGCUUUGUGGGGACAAGGGAGUGUGUCUCAGGGACUGGAGACUUUGGUAGCAUGGCUGUCUUUCUGCAGUGCGGUGUGUCACCCUCUCAUCUAUGGUCUGUGGAAUAAGACGGUGAGGAAGGAGCUGCUGGGGAUGUGUUUCGGAGAUCGCUACUAUAGAGAGUCGUUUGCCACGCGGCAAAGGACAUCCCGCCUCUUCAGCAUCUCCAACAGAAUCACAGAUUUGGGUAUGUCCCCACACCUGACAGCCAUGCUGGCUGGUGGAGGGCAUCUGCUGGCCCCAGGGAGCAGCACAGGAGAUACUGGCUUCAGUUUCACUCAGGACUCAUGCACAGACGUGAUGUUGCUGGACAACUUCUCCACAGAUGGCUCGUCAUACCCACAGAACCACGGGAAUCUGUCUGGAAAGAGGAGGAGCUCUGUCACCUUUGAAGAUCAGGUGGAGCAAGCUAAAGCUGAAAACACCAACACAUCCUCAGUUCAGGUCCAUGCAGAGGUGCACAAAUCUCUCGAUACCUUCGCUUCCUGUCUGGCGAAGGCUAUAGAGAGCGACGCUAAACUAACCCUGUUUGGGGAGGGUCUGGCUCUGCCAGGGGGACUGUUUACAACCAGGGCAGCACCGAGACCCAGAUACCUGGACGGUCAGAGACUGAGGCUUGAAAGUAUCGAUGAAGGGAUUGUUAAAGAUGACAGAGAUGAUGAAGACGAAGAGCAGGACGUGGAGGAAAAACCGGCCUGAGCACAGCAGGUCUGUUCAUUUGUCGAACAUGUUAAAUAUACCGUACUCAGUUUAUCAGUGAACUGCAAGGGUCUCACACCCUCAACACCACUAUAUGUGACCAUCCGGAGCGGUCUGUGGUGCAGUUCAUGAAGUCUGAUCUCUCUACACGUGGGUACUCCAUACUUGAAAUUAUUAGGAAACAGGAAGAGGCACGUUUUUCCUUCCACUGUGUUGGACCAAGUGCACACCACCAGUGUCUUUGCAAGCCUUUGUAUGGAUUCAUGUAAUCAAAUAGGAAGCCUUAACUACUGUAACCUAAAUGAUGGAUUGUUGUAGCGAUGUGUUUACUCUAUUUUAUAUGUCCUCAGAAUCUGCAAUAACGUGCCUCAUCAAGGCUGAAAGUAUAAAAUAAUACAGAAGAUUCUAGCUUCCAAAAGACUCAUAACACUGUUAUCAGAUUACUUUAAUAUUUCGCUUUUAUUGUGAUUAGAAAAGUAAGUUUCAAGCCUGAUCCUCUCUUAUUCAGGUACAGAGAAAGAGCCAGUUUGUGCUUAUACUGGUCCACAUACACAGGUGUUUCCACUUCACUGUGCCUGCAGAGUUGGACCUGUGAUAGUUAAGUACUGUGCCUUGACAAUUUAACACCAUAUUCAUUACUUAAGGUGUUAUUUACCUUGAAUGACAGGCUUCGGCUGUUGUGAGGCGUCCAUAUUUUUUCGUUUCUCAGACACGUAUGUGAUAUUAAAGGGAUUGUUUGGGUCUUUUGAAGUGGGGUUGUAUGAGGCACUUAUCCACAGUGUUAGGGUUGCAGCAAUAUCCUGGUUUUAAGGUAUACCGUGAUACAAAAGGUGACUGUUAUCAUACCAUGUAUAUUUGCUUAUCUACAAGACUAAAAAUAUAAAUUCCGUAAUACCAUGAUACCAAGAAACCAUGAUAUUUUCUGAGAUGGUUAUCGUACAGUGAAGAUCUCAUACCGUUGCAACCCUAGACAGUGUGUAUUACAUACAGUAGAUGUCAGUUGGCACACACCCAGUUUAAAGAAGUAGACAGGACAACUGUCACUGAAGCAAAGCAAAGUACUGCUAUGGAGGAGUCACCCUAAAAAAUCCAUAUCAGUAUAAGUGCACAUUAUAUUUAGAAUAUUUUCUAAAGCUAAAGGAGUUCAAUCGAUCUACUCAAAGCCAGACUCCAUUAAGAAGGACUGUGAUUUAAUGUCGCUGAACACAGGAGCUGCUGGUCAGCCAGCUGCUCCUGUGUUCAUCGAGCCCAAAUUACUCUUUUUGUCAAUGGAGUCUGGCUGGAGUCUGGAGAGCAUAGAUGGGGAACUGAAGCUUUUAACGGCUUCCCUGUUUGAGCAGGCUAACAGAAAGGUAAAGCAGUGAAAUUAUUCUAAAAAUACCGUACACUUAAACUGAUAUUGGGUUUUUUAGUGGGACUUUUUUUAGGUGGCUAAAAACGGUAUAGCUGCUGGUUCCCUCCACAGCAGUAGAUUGCUUAGCGUCCGUGUCGGCACACAUUACUGUAAGUACUGCACAGACUAUGGAUAAGUAACUCAAACGACACAAAUUAAAAAAAAAAUAAAAAAUCAGAACUUUCUCUUAAAAUGCCAAGUCACAUUUAUCACAAAAAUCUGAGUUUUCGAUCAUAAUUACAACUCGGUUUUUGAAGUGAACUCUAUUUACAAGUUUGACCCCACAAUGAAUACUUUGGUAUGACAUGUAAGGAGAGGUCUGAUCGGCCAGAAUCAGUAAAAACACCUGUGCAGGACCUUUAAUGCAAUAAAGCACAUUUUUAAGGGAGCACAUAACAGUGUUGUGAGUCUUUUGGGUGAUAGGAGUCACAGAUUUUCUGUUCAGACAAGAUAGAUUUGUGUUUUCAAAGCAGAAGGUUGUCUUCUGACACUGCAUGUUGUUUACAUUUAGACAACUUGUGUUAUAAUUCUGACUGAUGAUCACAUUGCACAGCAGCGUGGUAAUGAGAGGGAAGACACUCUCGAUAUGUUAGAAAUCUUUCUGAAGAAUUUUGAUGAGGAAAAAGAAACUUUUUUCACAGGAGACAUUUUGACAGGUCACAGGAGAAAAGAAAUCAACAAUGGCUGAAUUCCGUUUAGCUCCUUCAGUUUCAGGGUCCUGGUGUUGUGCAUGGUGGCUCACUGUCAGGAUUCACAGAGCCAUCAUUAAUGUUAUUAUUGACACCUUUUCUUUUCCUACUAUGACAAGUCAAAAUGUGCUGUGAAAAAAGCCUAUUCAUGUGGACUGAAAACACAAAGUUACCUGAAGGUGUCGACUGAUGUCCUGUCCAAGGGUUACUGACGAAAACCAAACCAUGACCCUCAACAGUCCCUCCAGGAUUUCGCAAGCUGGUUUUGGGGGAAGUGAAAAUUGCAUGGUUGUGAUGCUGUCACAGAUUCAAAGCUUAUUAUUAUUAUUAUUAUGAGCAUUUGGUGUUUCCCACAAUCAAUAGCAUCAGUAUCAACAGCUGGAAUCAAAGGGGAUUGGCUGUAUUUUAAUUGUUAGGAUCGCAACAUCCUGGAGGGAUUGUCUGAAUAGGAAUUAAUGUGUAUAGGAAAUGUAUGGAUUUAAAGAGUAAAUUGUGUAAUUAAUCAUAAGAAAACCUCAAAUUAUAGUGAUACAGUUUGUCUAUGUAUCAACCAACUCUGAGCUUCAUCAUACGAACAUGUGUUUGAUUAGGUACGUGCACAGCGAGUAGGAUCAGAGACGGUCUUGACAUUUCAUGAUUAUCUGCUACAGUAAUUGCACUUGAACAUGCACGUUGUGCUUGUUCUCAUAGAAACCACUUUAACUGUGUCAGAGAAGGCAACUAGUACUGUUUGGUCAGUAAUGCAUACCGUAUGUAGGAAAGACGACAUUAAGUAUCGAUUACAUGGGCUAAGGAGUAAAUGAAGUCCAAAAUUAGGUCAUUUGGAGACUGACUGUUAUCAGUGUUUAAAUAUUGUUAUAUUAAUGAAAUUGCCUUAGGAAAAUCCUUCAUUUCUGAAUAUUGUGCACAUAUUGAGCAGUGCACAACGUUCAUGUUUGUUGCUAUAUUGGUCUUUGAAAGUCAAAGAUGAAGAUUGUCUUAAUCUACAACAGUGUGUCUUAGUAAAUACUCUUUGGUACAUGUGGUUUACCUCAGUUUACACACUCCACCGCUCCCUUUACUGUUGUUAAAAAAACUCAGAGAGGACUUUUGUACUAAGUAGAGCGCUUCAGUCUUACCUCGUAUCUUCAUAUUAUGUGUGAACGGUACUAUACACAUGAGAAGUGAUGUAACCUUUUGAUUUUCACUAUACAGUAAGUAUUAAUUCAAAUAUUUGCAUUAAAGUUUUGUAUCAAGAUUCUUCUAUUAAAACUUUUUUUUUUUUUUUACAUAAAAUUCUUUGAACCAG